AUGUCUGCCACAGCUGCAGUGGAGCGGCCUGCGCCUUCUGUGUUGCCCCCUGCCUAUCAAUAUGUCCCCGCUCAUGUGAUUCGCCGACAGCCCCGCGUAGAUGUGGUGGAGUUGGAUAUUCCAAGUGUAUACCAGUCAGAGGCCACAGAGCUCAGCACCGCCGUCUCCACCCCCCGCUCACUCGCCAAGAUGCGGGAAUCCCCAACAAAGGGAAGUACACACAAAUCAAAGAAACGCUCCAGCUUUGAAUCUAGAAAAAUGGCAAGUUGGGUCACCACCACCACAAACACGACCGUCUUUCUCCCAACGGCACGAAUACAGGUGCGAUCCGUGCCGGAAAUAUUACCACCAUCUCCCUCACCACAACCACAACCACAGCAGGAGUAUUUGUAUGGUGGAAUGAGUAGUGAUUCUCGUACGGAUUCCAUUCCUUUAAUCACAUCUGGAAGUGUAGGUGGGACGCAAACGCAUAGGGCAGAAGGUAAAAAAGCCCGCGCUUCAUCCUUUACACACUUUUAG
Molecule: messenger RNA, 519 nt
Organism: Trypanosoma theileri
Lineage: Eukaryota; Euglenozoa; Kinetoplastea; Trypanosomatida; Trypanosomatidae
Exons: 1
Coding region: 1-519 (172 amino acids)
Source: RefSeq, a predicted model, not a curated record